GGGCGUAUCUCUCCAGCCAACUGCAUUUAAGUAGAGGUCCAAACACGAAGAAAGAGAGAAAGAAUCAAGAUGAGUUUGACCGAUAAAGACAAGGCUGUCGUCAAGGCCCUGUGGGGCAAGAUCUCCGCGUCUGCGGAUGCUAUCGGGGCUGAUGCUCUGGGCAGGCUGCUCGUCGUCUAUCCGCAAACCAAGAUCUACUUCAAGCACUGGCCAGACCUGAGUCCCAACUCUGCUCCCGUUAAGAACCACGGAAAGAAAAUCAUGUCCGGAAUCGCUUUGGCCGUGACCAAGAUAGAUGACCUGAAGUCCGGCCUGAAUGCUCUCAGCGAGCAGCACGCCUUCCAGUUGAGAGUAGACCCGGUCAACUUCAAGCUCCUGUCCCACUGCAUCCUCGUGGUGCUCGCCAUCAUGUUCCCCAAAGAGUUUACCCCCGAGGUGCACGUCGCCAUGGACAAAUUCUUCUGCGGCGUGUCCCUGGCUCUGGCAGAGAAAUACCGCUGAGCGUGCCGACAGCGUGGAAUGCAGUGCGCCGCGAUCAUGUAUCAUUCGUGGUGGGAAAACAAAUAUGGAAUAAACUGCAUGUCCCAAAAAAUUGA
Molecule: messenger RNA, 596 nt
Organism: Pseudoliparis swirei
Lineage: Eukaryota; Metazoa; Chordata; Actinopteri; Perciformes; Liparidae
Gene: hbae5
Product: hemoglobin, alpha embryonic 5
Exons: 3
Coding region: 70-501 (143 amino acids)
Biological process (GO): hydrogen peroxide catabolic process; oxygen transport
Cellular component (GO): haptoglobin-hemoglobin complex; hemoglobin complex; blood microparticle
Molecular function (GO): peroxidase activity; iron ion binding; oxygen carrier activity
Source: RefSeq, a predicted model, not a curated record